UGGGCACACUAAAUGUUUGAGUUUUGUUAACCGCAGCUGAGACAAAAAAAGGCGAAUUCAAGGUGAAGUAAUUGGCUUCAAAAUAACAGCUACUCGACUUUUUUUGAGGGGGAGGCGGCCUGAGUCACCACACUUAUAAAUACAGAAAUCAAGGAAAACUUGAAGAUGAGUGCCAAGACCAGGAGACCUGGAACUGGCAGCAGCCAGACGCCCAAUGAGUGCGUACAAGUGGUGGUCAGAUGUAGGCCCAUGAGCAACAGGGAACGCUCGGAGGGAUCCCCGGAAGUGGUUAACGUAUAUCCAAACAGGGGAGUUGUAGAGCUGCAGAAUGUAGUGGAUGCCAACAAAGAGCAGCGCAAGGUGUUCACCUACGAUGCUGCCUAUGAUGCGAGUGCCUCGCAAACGACUCUUUACCACGAGGUCGUGUUUCCUUUGGUCAGUUCCGUUCUGGAGGGAUUCAAUGGUUGCAUUUUCGCCUACGGACAGACGGGCACCGGCAAAACAUUCACCAUGGAGGGUGUGCGUGGAAAUGAUGAACUUAUGGGCAUCAUACCCCGAACCUUCGAACAGAUCUGGCUACACAUCAAUCGCACUGAAAAUUUUCAGUUUCUGGUGGAUGUAUCCUACCUAGAAAUCUACAUGGAGGAGCUGCGCGAUCUUCUGAAGCCAAAUUCCAAGCACUUGGAAGUUCGGGAGCGGGGAUCAGGCGUUUAUGUACCCAACCUGCAUGCCAUCAACUGCAAAAGUGUCGACGACAUGGUCAAAGUGAUGCAGGUGGGCAACAAGAACCGCACCGUGGGAUUCACCAAUAUGAAUGAGCAUAGUUCAAGAUCACAUGCAAUUUUUAUGAUCAAAAUCGAAAUGUGCGAUACAGAGACUAACACAAUUAAGGUGGGCAAACUGAAUCUUAUAGAUUUGGCAGGUAGCGAGAGGCAGUCAAAGACUGGAGCGUCAGCAGAACGCCUGAAGGAAGCCAGUAAAAUCAACCUGGCACUGUCCUCUUUGGGCAACGUUAUCUCCGCCUUGGCCGAGAGUUCGCCGCACGUUCCGUAUCGUGACUCCAAGUUGACCCGAUUGUUGCAGGAUUCGCUAGGCGGCAAUUCCAAGACUAUUAUGAUUGCCAACAUCGGACCUUCGAACUACAAUUACAAUGAAACGCUUACCACCUUACGCUACGCCUCUCGAGCCAAGUCCAUCCAGAACCAGCCAAUCAAGAAUGAGGAUCCGCAAGACGCUAAAUUGAAGGAGUACCAAGCGGAAAUAGAGCGAUUAAAACGUCUUAUUGCUCCACAACAGCAGCAACGCAGCGAGAAGCAGGUCACGGCCAAAAAGCAGCGCGUCAAGAAGCCCAAAAAAGAACCUGUGUCCAAGGAAUUGUCCGAUUCCCUCCAGGUUUCCACCAUUGAACAGCCGGUUGAAGAGGAAAGCGAUCCCGAGGGCACAGAAUCCGAGUCGGACAAGGAAAACGAGGCCGAGGUGGCCAAGUCAAACGAGGAACUGGAACGAGAGCGUGUGGAAAACUCAAAACUGGCGGCCAAACUUGCCGAACUAGAAGGUCAACUGGUGCGCGGUGGCAAAAACUUGCUAGACACAUACAGUGAACGACAAAUUGAACUAGAGAAGAAGUUGGUGGAGAUCGCGGAACGCAAGAAGCGCGAAAUCGAGAUCCAACAGCAAUUGGAACUGCAGGAGGAGACAACGCUGGAGAUUCGCGAACGGAACGUUUCACUCGAGCAAGAGGUCGAGCUUAAAAAGCGAAAGCUCUCCAAGUGCUAUGCAAAGUAUUUGGCGCUGCAGCAGGAACUCAACGACUGUAAGUCCGACCACAACCAGGACCUUAGAGAACUCGAGAUGGCUCAGAACGAGCUGGUCAAGGAGUUAAAGCGCCAGCUGCUAAUAAUUGACAACUUUGUGCCCAUCGAAGUAAAGCAGCGCCUUUACACGCAGGCCAAGUACGACGAGGAACAAGAGGAAUGGAAGUUUUCCUCGAUGUCGUUGCCCACACCACCUGGUGGAGAUGGAAAAUUUAGCAGCAAGCGACCGGUGUCACAUCCACAGCGCAGAAGGCCUACCUCCGAGUACGCUCUGCAGGAAGCCAAAUCGAAUGCACCGAGCUCCCUGCGUUUUAAGAGCGAGAACAUUGUGAACUACGAACUGGAAAUGCCGUGCCGCACUACACAGGAGUAUCGUACGCCCAAGGUGUCGGCCUCGCUUCAAGCGGUUCUCGCCCAAGCUAUGCAAACAGGUGGAGAUGAUAUCGACAUUGUGGACUCACACACAAAUUCACUGCGCAGCCGUCUAGAGAACAUAAUCAAUGCUAAUGCCAACGUAGGAGCUGGUCCUGGUGCUAGCACAGUCGUGGGUAGCUCCAUUCCCAAUGUCCGAAACAUUAAGUCGAGCCGAGGAUUGCCAAGUGCCGCCUCCAAUUUGGACUCCAACCGACGUCCGCCCACGGGCCGUUUACCGGCAAAGAAGCCGGCUUCGGCUUACCCCAAGGCACGCGGCCUGGUCAACAAAUAAUCACAAACGACUCGAAUCGAAUCGAAUUGCAUCUAAUAACCAUUUAUCAUGCAAGCACAACACUAACCAAAGUAUUUCAUAGUCAUCGCAAUAUGUACACCUCGAUAAUCCUAGCCGAAUCUAUUCACAUUUCGCGCUUUGUAAAAGUUUCCUUUUGGUUUGGGCCAACUUAAAGUAUUGGCAUAUUAACUAUUUAGACAUUUUCAGAACUGAACUAUUCGAUUCCAUUUUAGUAUAUGCCACAUGCUUUAAGAGACUUGGUUGUACCACCCCAUAUUUUCGUUAAUUUUUUUUACGUUUAUUUGUUACUCGACUCGAAUUAUUUGUUAUUGAUUUUUAUGUUUGUGCUCUGUUCAGUUGCCGAGUGCAUUUAUCUGACUUCUAUCGUGCAAUCUAAGCUUAAGUUAAACCCAACUGCUACAGUCUAUUAUUUACUUAGUAAAUGGUCUUUAGUUAAUAUUAUGAACCAAAUAAA
Drosophila eugracilis is the source of this 2995-nucleotide messenger RNA. It is a transcript of the gene Klp68D, whose product is annotated as kinesin-like protein Klp68D. The record is from RefSeq and is a predicted model, not a curated record. The transcript is spliced from 3 exons. Gene Ontology annotation, biological process: microtubule-based movement. Lineage: Eukaryota; Metazoa; Arthropoda; Insecta; Diptera; Drosophilidae. Bases 166 to 2520 code for a protein of 784 amino acids. Gene Ontology annotation, molecular function: microtubule motor activity; ATP binding; microtubule binding.